AUGCGUACCAUUGCCCUGCUAGCGGUGCUUUUGGCGUGCGGAGGUGUGGGCGCAAGGUUUGUGAUCGAAGAGGGCGGUCUCAAGGUUGUGCUGCCGCCCGAGGCCAAGUCGCAGUACCCCAAGGGCUUCGACGUGGCCCUGGCCAACUUUGGCGCUCCACGGUACGGCGGCACGCUGCGGGGUCGCCUCGUCUACGUCGACCCUGAUUACUACUCAGACAAGCACACCUGCUCCCCGCCCUGCGUGUUUGCCUGCCAGGACUUUGGGGCCGCCACGCCGCCGCUGGACCUGCGUGGCGACAGCCAGGAGACGUAUAUCAUGCUGGUGUGGAACGCGCAGAGCGCGGGCGCGCGGGGUGCCAUUGUGGUGAACUUUGAGGACAAGCUGACGACGAUGGAGGCACCCGAUGACGACGACGAGGCCAGCGUGAAGUUCCUGACCAACAUCACCAUCCCCGCCACCUUUGUCACCAAGUCCACGGGGGGCGCGCUCAAGGCGCUGCUCCAGGGCGGCGCCGCGGUCUAUGUCUCGAUGGAUUGGACAGACAUACUGCCCAAGAAGCAGCAGGUGUUUUGGGAGUUCUGGACCAACUCCAACGACCAGUGCGGCCCCAUCUGCGACGUGCAGAAGCAGUUUAUAAAGCAGUUUGUGCCGGUGGCCAAGGAGUUUGAUUCCCACAACUGGACCGUGUUCACGCCGCACUACAUCGUGUGGAUCUGCCCCCCGCUGUACCGCACCAGCGACGAGUGCCGCAGCCAGUGCAUCCGCAAGGGGCGCUACUGCUCGCCAGACCCGGACGGCAACCUCACGGCAGGCUACUCUGGCAGCGAUGUGGUGCAGGAGAACCUGCGCCAGCUGUGCGUGUUCAAGCUGUCCAGCGAGGCGGGGAGGGCGUACCUGUGGUGGGACUACGUCACUCUGUUUGGGGAGCAGUGUGACAUGGAGAGCGGGCAGUACGGGGAGGAGUGCGCGCUCAAGGUGUUUGACCAGGUCAACAAGGACGGGUGGAGUAGCCGCUCCGCGCUGCAGGGCUGCAUCGGGCAGCAAGACGCCGACGCCGACCAGCCCAUCAUGGAUGCCCAGCUGGCGGCGCAGAAGGGGGAUGACAAGACUGGGGAGGGGGAGGUCUUCAUCCUGCCCACCAUCCGCAUCAACAGCGUGCAGUACCGAGGCAAGAUGGCGACCGCAGAGGUGCUGCGCGCCAUCUGUGCCGGAUUCGCCGCGGGCAACACGCCAGAGACGUGCUCCAAGGCCGUGGACGAUCCCUGCAUGCAGGGCGGCAAGGGCUACCAGGAGUGCUCUGCCCGCACCGACGGCAAGACGCAGGCGAGCUCCGCACUCCUGCUCCCCGCCGCACGCCAGCAGCUGCGGAGUGCGGCGUGCAUCACCGGUAUCCCAGACGAGUGCGGCGCCGACUACGGCGGCUGCUGGCAUGUAGAGCUCAAGGUGGGCGGCAAGCCCCAGGCCUUCUCCGCCUGCAAGGACAACUUGGCGGCUUACCAGGACGCACUGGCGCACGGGCAGCCCGUGGACGGCGUGCCGCUGCACACCUGCACCUGCCCCCCCUGCUUCACGGCGGUGGAGAAGGGCGGCGCUGUGAGCUGCACGCCCAAGUGCGACCUGCGCUACUGUGACCUGGAUGUGGGGCUGUGCCACGCGGAGCCGGGGUCGGGCGGCGGCGGGCUGGGCGCGGGCGCGGUGGCGGUGAUCGUCAUCGCCGUGGUUGCCAUCCUGGGCGGGGCGGGAUACCUGGCCUACCAGUACCGCAUCCGCAGCAUCAUGCAGCAGGAGGUACGGGCGAUACUGGCGCAGUACAUGCACCUGCCCGAGACGGACACCGACGCCGACCUGGGGGCCGCCCUGGGGGGCACCCGCCUGAAGCCGCUGGACGGAGUCUGA
This is a messenger RNA of Chlorella variabilis, 1899 nucleotides long. RefSeq lists its product as hypothetical. The record is from RefSeq and is a predicted model, not a curated record. The transcript is spliced from 15 exons. Lineage: Eukaryota; Viridiplantae; Chlorophyta; Trebouxiophyceae; Chlorellales; Chlorellaceae. The coding region runs from base 1 to 1899 and encodes 632 amino acids.